Molecule: messenger RNA, 1471 nt
Organism: Hyaloscypha bicolor E
Lineage: Eukaryota; Fungi; Ascomycota; Leotiomycetes; Helotiales; Hyaloscyphaceae
Product: acyl-CoA dehydrogenase-like protein
Exons: 10
Coding region: 112-1431 (439 amino acids)
Biological process (GO): fatty acid beta-oxidation using acyl-CoA dehydrogenase; butyrate catabolic process
Molecular function (GO): flavin adenine dinucleotide binding
Source: RefSeq, a predicted model, not a curated record
CUCCAACAUCACCCUAAUAACAUUUUAAUGAUACGACCUCCGCCACUGGCUCUACAGUGACUGUUGCAUUAGCAAUCCUUCCUUACAGAAUAAGUUCCUCGCUACCGCAACAUGCCUCCCAACCCAGCUCUUGGGGCGAUGAGCUUCUCAAUUCCGCCAGAUCUUGUGGCAUACCUUCAGGAGAUUGACCAUUUUAUAGACACUAAAAUUGCGCCAUUGCAAGCAUCCGAUGACAAUAACCGAUUUUUCGAUCACCGCCGGGAACAUGCUAGGACCGAUUGGGAUCAUCACGGUCUACCGCGUGACGAUUGGGAAGAGCUUUUAGCUCAGGCUCGCAGAUUAGCUGACGAGGCGGGUUUCUAUCGUUUCUGUUUGCCAGAGGAAUUCGGUGGUAGAAACGGGGGGAAUCUAUGGAUGGCUGCCAUUCGAAUGCAUCUGGCAAAGAAGGGGCUGGGCCUGUUCAACGACUUGCAGAACGAACAUAGCAUCGUUGGGAACUUUCCAGACAUACUUAUGGUGAAAGAAUUCGGUACUCAAGAGCAGAAAAGAGAGUUCAUUCAGGGGAGACUUGAUGAAAAGAUUUCUUUCGCGUUCGGUCUAACAGAGCCCAAUCACGGAUCCGAUGCAACUCAUAUGUUCACUCAUGCUGCUCAAACCACGAGAAACGGUACGAACGGAUGGGUGAUAAAUGGAGGGAAGAUGUGGAUUAGCGGCAUGCACAGAGCAACACAUUGCUUAGUUUUUGCCAGAACACACGGGAAGGCCGGCGAUGCAAUUGGUAUUACAGCUUUCUUUGUUCCCAAGGGUACUCCGGGUUUCAUAAUCGAGUCCUAUGAAUGGACAUUCAACAUGCCUACAGAUCACGCAACCUUGACCUUCACGGACGUCUUCGUGCCAGAGACUGCUGUCCUUGGCACCAUCGACCACGGAUUGGCAAUUGCGCAGACGUUCGUACACGAGAAUCGGCUUCGCCAAGCUGCUAGCUCACUUGGUGCUGCGGAAUAUUGCAUCGAAGAGAGCAUCAAAUAUGCAAGGAGGCGGAAGCCUUUCGGCAAGGAACUCUCCGCAAACCAGGGUAUUCAGUUUCCAGUAGUUGAACUUGCAACGCAGGCAGAGAUGUUGAAAUUAUUGAUUUUGAAAACUGCCACUGAAAUGGAUGGUAUGACGCAAAAGGAGAUUGAACAAGAUCUGGGCGACAAGGUGUCUAUGUGCAAUUAUUGGGGCAAUAGGCUGUGCACGCAGGCCGCUGAUCGAGCAAUGCAGAUUCAUGGUGGGAUUGGUUACUCCAGACAUAAAUCAUUUGAGCAUAUAUAUCGGCAUCAUCGCCGUUAUCGCAUUACCGAGGGCAGUGAGGAGAUUCAAAUGAGAAAGAUCGCGGCAUACUUAUUUAGAUAUGUCGGCCCGAGAAAAGCUGAGCUGUCGAGGCUAUAAUUUAUUAUUAAAGUAAGGGGUUUUAUAUCUAAGAGCUAGU